This is a messenger RNA of Owenia fusiformis, 411 nucleotides long. The record is from the annotation of a GenBank genome assembly. Lineage: Eukaryota; Metazoa; Annelida; Polychaeta; Sabellida; Oweniidae.
GGAUGAGGGUGAAGAAGAUGAUGCUAGCAAUGGAUCGGAUGAGGGUGAAGAAACUGAUGCUACCAAUGGAUCAGAUGAGGGUGAAGAAGAUCAUGGUGCUGAUAUAUCGGAUGAGGGUGAAGAAGAUGAUGAUACCAAUGCAUCAGAUGAGGGUGAAGAAGAUGACGCUACCAAUGUAUUUAUUGUUAUUGAUCCAACAUACAUGGGGGGUAGAAGGUGUGGCAUAUGUGGGGGUUCAAGAAGGACUGGCCAUACACGGAUCCCAGUGCCCCAGAGAGCGCAACUAAACUUGGCAUACUCGCAUCGCCUAAUUUUGAAACCAGGGGUAAAUGUAUGUAGUGAACAUUUGAUAAAUGAUGCCGUCAAACACGAUGUUCAUGUUAAUAGCCAUUAUGACUUUCAUCAGAAGGG